CUCUGUGCCACUGUAUGCCCCUCCCUCCCCUCUGUGCCCUCUCUGUGCAACUGUAUGCCACUCCCUCCCCUCUGUGCCACUGUAUGACAUUCCCUCCCCUCUGUACCCUCUCUGUGCCACUGUAUGCCACUCCCUCCCCUCUGUGCCCUAUCUGUGCCACUGUAUGACAUUCCUUCCCCUCUGUACCCUCUCUGUGCCUUUGGUGCUUUUACCCAGUGGAUCAGGCAGGGUGGGUGGGAGGAGCCUGUGACAUCACACAAAUGAAUUGGCUAUGAAAAAGAGAAACGAAAGUUAGAAGCGAAACUGACGGAGAGACGUUGAGACACAGGGAAAGGAAGAGACAAAUAAAAUCGCUUGACUCACACCGAGGGGACCUACAGGAAGCCGGCAGGUGCCAUUAAUUGGUGGGAGAGACCCGGGAUGUUGGGCUGAUCCUCCUGCACAAGUUAUGGUGCACUUGUCACACUCAGUGGAGAGCAGCCUGGCAAGGCUUCAGGAGGAGGUAGAACUGCGACUGGCAUGUGGUACCUGCUGCCGUAAGAAAUAUGUUGUUACAUACAUCCUGGUGCCGUGCCAGCACAUCUGUGGUACUCAACUUCUCUUGGCUAAAUCUAAGAGUGCCACUGCCAGGCAGGAGUGGUAUGAGAUCAGACGACUGCCCGUUUUCCCACUGCCAGCCCGGUAUGAGGUGUGUUGGCAUUUCGGGCCCAGAACUGGGUGCACCAGGCACCAGCAGAAUUGUACCUUCUCCUGGAAUGAGGAAGAGAAGUUGAUCUGGUCCUUUGAACGGAAACAUCAAUUGGAAAGGAGCCAACUGCGGGCACUUCUGCAACCCACCCAACACUCUGACACUCUUCCCAAUGCCCCCAGCAGCUGGCAGGACAUCCUUAAUGAAUAUGGAGGGCAGUUUCAAGAAGUGUGUGAGCAGUGUUUUUAUCAGAGUCCCCCCAUGGUCACAGUCUUGUGCCAGUCUCACCCCCGGCCUGUGCCCCUCCUGAUGCACAUUCUGAUUAAUGAGACUAAGAAGCAGUGCAACCCUAUUCAUCCCAUGCCAUGCUCCCAGCACAUAUGCCUCUGCAGCCAGUCAUCCCGUGGGCUCAUGUGCGGGUCAGCAGGAAGGCAGUGCCCUAAAGCACACAGUGAGGUGGAACUGGCAGUGUGGAAGGCAGAGAAGGAUGCUGGACUCACCCGGGGGGAGCUAAUGGGGCAAGAUGCAAUAAAUAUGGGUUUCUACUGCCGCUUAUGUCGAGUCAGUGCCACCUCCCAAGAGAGCUUUGAGAUGCACUGCUCUAGCCUGGAACAUGGCAGAAUGAUGGCAUCAGAUUCACUAACUGUGUGGAAUUACCGAGCUCCACCUCUGGGCAAAGACAGCUUCACCCUGUGCAACAGCCCCCAGGUCUGCAUAUUUGGCAAUGGCUGCCAGAGGGCGCACAGCCCAGAGGAGCUGCAGGAAUGGAUUAUGCGGGUUCGGGUCAGCAGAUGGAACAGGCAGAUCUUGCAGCAGGAGGGCCUUCAGUCAUAUCAGGAGAGGCUGGUGCACGAUUAUCAGCUCAGUGGUGGCGAUUGCUCUGUGCUUUCUGCAGAAGUUAAAGGGGUUGAUGUUUCAUAUGACUCCCCGCUACGGGCUCACUGCCAGCAGAAGCCCGCAAAGAAACAAUGGCAACUUACAGUUCACACCAAGAUGCAUCUGAUCCAUGUGGCUCUGUUAAAGCAUGAUCCUGGGGCCACCUUCUCAUUAACAGCCCAAGGCCUGCCAGACUCCUGCUCUUAUGCCCGGGGGAGCAGCUUCCAUGUAAGGGAACCCCAGCAUUAUAAAAUUGGAGUCACUGUGGAGGCCACUGUCUAUGGAGUUUUUGAGCAGUGGGUGGCACUGGAUUUCGGCAUACGCCCUGUCUUGCUGCAGAAGAUCUUCCUACAUGUUGGGGGUGAAGGGAAUGCAGAAAUCCAACAGGACAGUCCUUCAAGUCAAGAGAGAGAGGUUUUGCCCUCCUCUGAGCGUUGGCACCCCAGCAAACAGUUAUUUAUACCAUGCAAAGAGAUGACACAGGAGGAGAAGCUCCUCUUGUUACUGUAUCAGCAGCCGAUCCUGAGUCAGACCCAUCAGCAUCCUGGACCUCAAAGACAGAUGGUCACUACAAAGAACUACAGGGAGCAAAUGCAUGCAGCAAUACUGAGAGAGGAAGCAGCGAGGGAACAAGCCAUUUCAAGGUUGAACCUGAAGGUUUCCUUGACAUUGAGCAAGAUGGUGGUGAGUUCUCAGGGAAUGAAAGUGGCUCCUCAGGGUGAGCUCUAUGCAUUGGUUCCUUUUCCCAAUGGAAUAACCCCAGACUCAGAAGAAGGCUACCUACUGCACAGAUCUGUGAGCAAUGCUCUCAUUGCUCCCGUUCCACAAACCAGCAAUAAGGUAUAUGAGGUGUAUGUAGAUACCAAUUCUGGCCUGGAGAACAUUAUCUUGCUACAGAUACCAGAAAGGUGCUGCCAAGAUCUGGGCCUGGAGAAUGGAACCAGCACUGAGUUGGAGAUCCAGUUCCAGUUGGACCGCCUGCAGUUCUGUAUGUACCAUGAGGCAGUGGAUCGGCUCCUGCAGGAGAGGUUGGUUCUCCCUGAACUGCUUAAAUGUUGUCUGCCCAGCACUCAGGGGUCCCCAUCCUGGGGAAACCCCAAGCAGCAACUAGCAGCCUCCUACAUUUGUGGGUCAGCUCCCGGGACAGAACAGGUCCCCCCUCUUCUUAUUUAUGGGCCCUUUGGAACCGGCAAAACCUUUACUUUGGCCAAAGCAGCACUGGAAGUCAUCAAACAGCCUGGCACCCGGGUCUUAAUCUGCACCCACAAUAACAGCGCUGCUGAUCUCUAUGUGCGAGACCAUUUCCACCAAUAUGUGAGCAGUGGCCACCCUGAAGCCACGCCCCUGAGGGUGAAAUACAAACUUAGCCCCCUAAACAGAACAGAUGGUGUCACACUGCAGUACUGCCCCCUGACACAAGAUGGUGCUGCAUUUCUGGUUCCAAAAAGGGAUCUCCUGGAACGCCACCGUAUCGUUGUAACUACUGCUGUUAUCGCUCGUGAUCUGGAUGUGCCACGGGGGUUCUUCAGCCACAUUCUCCUGGAUGAAUCAGCUCAGAUGCUUGAACCUGAAGCCUUGAUUCCUCUGGGACUGGCUGACCACUGUACCAGGGUGGUGAUUGCUGGAGACCACAUGCAGGAAAGCCCCAGACUAUUUUACAGAGGAGGUGAACAGGGGAGAGAGGAGCACACGCUACUUACUCGCCUCUUCUCACAUUACCAAUGGGACGAGUCUUCAGUGGCCAAAGGGGCACGCAUAAUCUUCCACCAAAACUACCGUUCUGCUACCGCCAUUAUCUCUUUUGUGUCCAAGUGCUUCUAUGUUGGGCGGGGGGAUGUGAUUGAAGCCUGUGAAGCUGAAAACAUUGCACCUCCAUCUGGCCAUCAUGCUCUUGGGCUUUGCCAUGCACACGGACAAUGUACCCGCGAAGGCAAUUCCUGGGUGAACCACUCAGAGGUGCUGCAAAUUUUAGAAGUGAUCAAAGAUGUCUUGAACCAAUGGCCAAAGCACUGGGGGCCAAUUAGCAAGAGCAGCAUCUGCGUAAUAUCCCAAGGAAGCCAGGUCAGGCUGAUACGUCAGGAACUACGCAAAGUAAAGUGGUCAGAGGUUACUGUGACAGACUACCAGAACAUUAUUGGGGGUGAGUUCCGUGUCAUCAUCCUGAGCACAGUUCAUACAGUGGACAGCCUCCCUUGCCUCUCUUCAUGUCCCUAUUCCUUUAGCCUGGCCUUCUUCUGUGACCCUCGCAUUCUGAACACAAUUCUCACAAGAGCUCGCUCUCAGGUCUUUGUAGUAGGAGACAUGGUGGCCCUGUGCUCCUUUGGUGAAUGCAGCCGAAUAUGGAGGCGCUACUUGCGGGAAUGUGUGGAAAAGGGCAGUGCCAAGCCUCCUGGUCUCACCGUGGAAGAGAUCAAGCAAGUGGUGUGUAAUCUGCAGCUUUGGAGGGAACAGCCCACAGAAGAUGAAGAGGACAGUGAGCCCUGGAUAUCAGAGCUAGACAUGAAAUGUGAGGACUCCAUUUUACAAGAGUUGCUAGACUGUAAGAAGGAGGCCUGUGUGACUGUAUCUGAGGAGGGCAUGCUGGAAGUCAGGUCAGAGGCUGACUCCAGGGACAGGAGAGAAACCUACACAGACUUUCCAAGGCACCAGCUGGAGCAGUACCUUCUGAUGCAGCCCAAUGUGUACAAAAGGUGCCUCAUGCACAAGGACCAAUUUGACCGUGGUUACGCUCUGACUCUAACAGACUGCCCCCCGUGUCGCAUUAACAUUAAUGGCAGGGUCAACUGUGGAUUGGCGUUCAGCGGAGACGAAGUUGUAGUCAAAGUGUUGCCAGAAACCAACCCAAGGGCAGGAAGAGUUGUCGGGGUGCUGACAGCAACGGAGGAAAAUCGGCGCUUUCUGUGCUUUAUGGACCCGUUUGACUAUAACAUCAUGGUCCCUGUCGACAAAUCAAUUACCAAGAUCUUUUGUCCAGUUCUGAAAGGAAAACCAUUGUGUGUGCCAAUCCGGCAAUACUCCAACAGGCAGAUGCGCACAGUAAACUGUGAGCGGCUGACAGAUGACCUGCGCAGGAGCCAACUCUUUCUGGUGCAAGUCAUCUGCUGGAAUCAGGGAUUCUACUAUCCCCUGGGGAUCGUAACUCGCAUCCUGCCCUCCAUCCAUCAAAUGGACGAUGCUCUUCAGAUACUUGAUUUUGAGUUUGGAGUUGCUGAUUCCAAGCAGUACCCCUCUACGGCAUCCAAAGAAUCUUCCAGACUGUGUGGUGAAGCCCAGGGGGAGGCAGAUCGCAGAGACUGCCGGAACAUUCUUACAUUCACAGUGGAUCCCCGAGAAGCCAAAGAUCUGGAUGAUGCCAUCUCUGUGCAAGAACUGGAUGGUCACUAUGAGAUUGGGGUUCACAUCACUGAUUUGGCUAGUGUCAUUCCUCCUGGAGGCGAAUUGGACAGAGAAGCCAGGAAAAGAGGGGUCACAUUUUACUCCCCAAAUCGAGAAGCCAUCCAUAUGCUGCCCAUGCAGAUUUGCUCUGACCACUGCAGCCUGAAGCCUAACUGUGAUCGCUUGGCACUAUCCCUCUUUGUACUAGUGGAGAAGGAAACAGAUCAGAUGGUACAGGGACACUUGUGCCAGACUCUUAUUUGUUCUGACCGCCAGCUGUCUUAUGAUGAGGCAAACGCAAUCCUUAGUGCCCGAGAAAGGCAGCCAUUGGCAUUCAGCAGCAUAGAGGACUGCUUGGCUGUAUGCUGGCAUUUCUCCCAAGUUCAUCGUGGUCACCGCCUUCAGGAAGCUGCCACUUACAAACAGCCUGAUGAAAAGUGCCCUCCUGGGGCCCGAAAAGCCCAAAUGAUGAUUGAGGAGUUGAUGGUUCUGUAUAACAGCUGGGUGGCUGAUUUCCUUACUGGUAAAGAAUCAUUAAUGGAUCUGGUCCCAGUGCGAUGUCAAGCGCCUCCCACCCUGCACAAGAUCCAAGAACUGAGAGAUAGGUUCAGCCACUUACUGCCUCUCUCCUCAUACCUUUCCCACCACCUAUUGGAAGUGCCCGAAAGCCCAAGCCCUACCACUGAGCAGCAAAUUACAGUAUUUACCUCUGUGUGGCAGCAAAUAGAAGAUUGCGCAGCGAGAAAUGAUUUUGAUGGUGUCAGUGACCUCCUGUUAACUGAUGAUCUGCACCCAGAAUUGUGCCAUGCUGUGCGGGAAUUCCGCAAAAAUUUAGGCCGUGCAAGCAUCACCCGAUCUGGAACCAGCGAUGCCACAGGCCACUACUCCCUCCAGCUGUGGGCAUAUACAUGGGCAUCCUCUCCACUUCGCAGAUAUUUGGAUAUUGUUGUGCAAAGGCUCCUCCAGGGCAUCCUCUUGGGAUCUACACCUUCAAUUUCCUGCAUGGAUAUAGACUUAUUGUGCCAUCACUUUGAGAGGAAGGUGCAUCAGGCAACAUCCUAUGAAAAAAGGGGCUUGGCACUGGAACUGGCACUUUCACUCAAGGGAAGAGCUCAGCAGAAAGUGGCUGUGGUGGUCUCUGUAGAUCCCAAAAGCAAUAACUUUCAGGUAGUUUUCCCAAUGGAUGGGGACUCUCUGGCCACUCCAUUGAAGGUAGAAUACCGGCAUCUGCAGCUGUCAGAACAGCCCAAGUACAUCUCUGGUGGGGUCUGCUUGUCCUGGAGUCGCAGGGUGUAUUGUUAUGAGAGUUUCCGGGAAAAGCCCCUAAAGAGCAAACUGUGUAGGGAUGUCACUACAUUCAGUGCCAGGGCCUGGUAUGAUGCAGUGUAUGCUAUGAGUAUAAGUGAUCCCACACAGGCCCUGUGCAUCCUGAAAAAGGGGGUGGAGGAGGCAGAGCCCAAUUCCAUGAUGCAGCAGAGCAGCUGUGGGCAUCACACCAAUCUGACACUAGAACUGAAACCUGGGGAGGCCUUACCUGUCCAGCUGUGCAGCUCCCUGGAACGUGGCAUACCCAUGCCAAAGCCCCAGCUCUUCUCUCCAAUACCAGGCAUCCACAUUUGUCUGGAACAUUCUGAAAGCCCAGUUGAUUGCUUCUCUAGCCGGGCACAUCGCGCCCCUCUCCAACGCUAUAGGAAUUCUCAUGAGUACCAGUUGGUGUGGUAUCCUCUCUGUGCAAUGGAAGCUGCAGUCUCUGCUGUCAGAGAAGGGGCUGCUGUUCUGCUAAGGAAUGUGCCAGUCAGGUGGAACAAAAACAAGACAGAAGGGGGGCUGCCAAAGAAAGGGUCCUUUAAACUCACCCCGCCCCUCAUUUCAUCUUGUGAGUUGGACAUGGACUUCCGGAAUUGUUACCUGUGCCUGCGCAUGGAGGGGCUACAAGUGGCGAAACCACAGUCUCCCAUGGAUUUGCACCGAUACACCUGGGUAGCUCAUUGCCUGACUGAUGCCUCGAAUCAUGUGACUGAGGAGCAUGGUGGAACCGUUAGUUUUCACCUCCACCAAAGGCCAAAUCAAGAGAUCCCAGAGGCCGUUCUACACAGCACAAACAACUUUAACAUAGAAAUUAUCCCCAAGCUCCUCCCAGACAUACGUAAGGAGGCUGCACUGGAUCAGCUAAAGGAGGCAUCAGAACUAGCGAAGAACAUUGUACUUGGGAAACGGGUCACUGACACUGACAACACCAAGUUUCAGAAUCAGAGGGAUUUUGAUAUUCCAGGAUUUGGAAGGGGGUUGAACCGCAGCCAGAGAGAUGCUGUGAAGUCUGCACUCAAGGGCCCAUUCACUGUCAUACAAGGGCCACCUGGUACAGGAAAGACUGUUGUAGGGGUGCAUAUACUUUAUUGGUUCCACCAGAUGAACCAGAAAGAGGGUCUGCAAUCUGAUCAGGAAGGGGAGGGGUUGGACAGAAGACUCCUUAUGUACUGUGGCCCCUCCAAUAAGUCUGUCGAUGUUGUUGCAGAGAUGCUCCUCCCAUUCCAGAGCAAACUCCGCCCUUUACGUGUGUACAGUGAGCAGAUCGAAUUGGAUGAAUUUCCAUAUCCCGGAAGUAGUCUUCGGAAGUCUGGAUACCUGAGGGAGGGAAAACUCAACCCACAGCUCAGUUCCAUCACUCUGCACCAUCUGAUCCGGAAGCCCACCAAUCAAUAUGCCAGUGAGAUUCUACUGAUGGACAGACGGAUCCAGAACAGAGAUAUGAUCACCCCCGAGGAAGUGGCUGAGUAUAAGAAACUGCUGUAUAAAGCUCGCAGUGCGGAACUAGCAUGCCAUGACAUCAUCCUCUGCACAUGUGUGACCUCAUCUGGAACCGCCCUCACUCGUCUGCCGGUGUCACAGCUUAUCAUUGACGAGUGUGCAAUGUGUACUGAACCAGAGACCCUUGUUCCACUAGUGAGUCACAAACAGGUCCAGUCGGUUGUCUUGCUUGGAGAUCACCGACAGCUCCGGCCUGUGGUUCUGAAUGACUUAUGCCACACUCUUAAAAUGGACCGCUCACUUUUUGAGAGAUACCAGGAGAGGGCACUGCUCCUAGAUAUUCAGUACCGUAUGCAUAGUGACAUAUGUGAAUUUCCCUCAAUGCAAUUUUAUGAUGGCCGCCUCCAUACUUAUGACCAGCUCCGCCUCCAGUCCAGUCUUUUCUGUCACCCGCGGAAAGCCUGCUGCCCAAUCAUCUUUGGGGAAGUGGACGGGCAGGAGCAGAGCCUGCAAGUGACCAGCGAGGAGGGAUAUUUCAAUUCCAAAGCAAACCUGCCAGAGGCAGAGCAAGCAGUGCGUCUAGUGAAGCUCCUGACUAAAGCAUCUGUGGAACAAAGUGAUAUUGCUGUCCUGACACCAUACAAUGCCCAGGCGUCGGAGGUCAAAAAGAGACUGCAGAGCGCUAUGCUGGACAACGUGACUGCUUGCACUAUCAUGAAAAGCCAAGGUAGUGAAUGGCGAUAUGUCAUCUUCUCCACAGUACGCUCUACCCCCGUCCAUGAGCUUGAUACUCACCCAACAUUCAGCUGGCAACGGCUUCACCUUGGCUUUGUGACAGAUCCCAAUCAGGUCAAUGUUGGUCUUACCCGGGCCAAGGAAGGUCUUUGUGUGCUGGGUAAUUAUCCGCUCCUGCAGUGCAACCCUCUCUGGGGCAGACUACUGCAACAUUACGGGCAGAAAGGAGCCAUUGUCCAUUCCACUCUAAUCAAUGUGUCAAAGCCGGGCCACCGGCGCCGCUAAGACCCAUUCAGAACAUUCCACUACCCCCUUCCUUGAUCUGGGGGCAUAUUCCAACCUUUCCUGCCAUCCAUGUACCAGCAUUAGAUUGCCAGCUCUUCAGACUUGAGGUAUUAUAAUGAAUUGGAUUCCAAUUGAAUGAUCUGUUAAUUGUGUCUAAUUGUCCUUCAAAAAAGCCCACUCCUUCUUUCUGUCUCCUAGUGAACCCCCCCCCCCCAUGGCUUAGUGGUGACUCCUCACAGGUUGGGGCACAUUUGUACUGAGCAUGGGGCAAUAAAUAUAUUUAUUUUA
Molecule: messenger RNA, 8995 nt
Organism: Xenopus laevis (African clawed frog)
Lineage: Eukaryota; Metazoa; Chordata; Amphibia; Anura; Pipidae
Gene: helz2.L
Product: helicase with zinc finger domain 2-like
Exons: 20
Coding region: 449-8707 (2752 amino acids)
Source: RefSeq, a predicted model, not a curated record